AGUGUUUAUACUUCAUUUGAAAUUUCUGUGUGGUGCCGUCUUGUUGGUGUGGUAAUUCAAUCAACAUUUUACAUUCGGCUCACUACAAAUUCAUAAGUUUUAGAUUGUUUUGUUCUAAUUAUUAUACUACUUUUAAUAAUAUUUACCUUUUCCAAUUUAUUAACUACUAUUAAAGAUGAAGCUAAAGACUAAUAAUUCUGCUAAGAAGCCCAUGAAUACAAACAAAAAUAAGUCUCCGAAGAAACAAGGUAAAGGUGGUGUACAAGUUAGAAAAGAAAAACAAAAGGAUAUUGUCAAGCCAACUGUAUUGAAAAAAGAAGGAGAAAAAACUAAAGUAGAAACACCUCCUAAUCCUGAAAAAUUGGCACUACAAGAGUUAUGGUCUAAAGCUAUUCAAAAUGUUUCAAAUAUGACUAAUCUUUCUGAGGAAGAGAGUAGUGUUGCUAAGCUAUUAGGAGAUUAUAAAAAUAAAUCUUCUAUUCCUCAGAGGAGUUCAAAACUGAAAAAUAUGAUUACUAAAGGAUUUUCCAAAUUUAAGGAUACUAGUGAUGAAGUAUUGGAUGGAGUUUAUGAAAAAUUAAUCAGUGAAUUCAAAGCUGUUGGUGGUAACGUAGAUAGUAUAAAUAAAGACACUAAAGUUAGGCCUAAAAAAACAGAUUCCAAGACUCCAAAAUCCAAAAAAGAAGAAGCUUCUAAUGAUGAAGUAAUGGACGACGAUGAUGAAGAUGAUGACGAUGAAACCGAUGGUCUUGAAGUAGAUGAAAUCAACGAUGAUGAUGAAACUGCUGAAGGUCUUGAAGUAGAUGAUGAUGAAGAAGAAAGCGAAGAAGAAAAGCCUAAGCCUAAAGCUAAGGGUGGUUUCAAAAAUGGAAAAGGUAAAAAUGGUUCAAAAUUUAAAGGUGGCAAAGUACAGAAAAAUAAAAAGUUUAAUAAGAAAAAGUAAGUUCUACAGUUUGUAACUUAAAUUUUUAAAUUUUUGACUUUUUUUAUGAUUUUAACUUUGUAAUUGUAUAAAUUUACAAAAAAUUAAUUAUAAUAAAUAUUGCUAUUUAUAAUGAA
This is a messenger RNA of Metopolophium dirhodum (rose-grain aphid), 1059 nucleotides long. Its product is annotated as mitotic apparatus protein p62-like. The transcript is spliced from 4 exons. The coding region runs from base 176 to 943 and encodes 255 amino acids. Lineage: Eukaryota; Metazoa; Arthropoda; Insecta; Hemiptera; Aphididae. The record is from RefSeq and is a predicted model, not a curated record.